Messenger RNA from Styela clava, 2337 nucleotides. Lineage: Eukaryota; Metazoa; Chordata; Ascidiacea; Stolidobranchia; Styelidae. The record is from RefSeq and is a predicted model, not a curated record.
UUCUUUUCCAAGCAGGCUGUCCUGACUAAUCGCAAGGUCGAUGACCCAACCUCUAUGAAAUUACCAGUACUUAGUGUCAUUCAAUCAGAAAGUGGAUCAUUUACUCAGGCAUUAUUAUUUAGGACAUUGAAAUAUUCAACCAAUAAGAAAAUUUCUGAAUUUAUAAGUUCUUCAAAAUCGAAAUCAAAGAGUCUGAAAACUGAAUUACCAAAAUCGACUGGGGUGGUCACGUUGAUCGCCUAUUAUUUUGGAGAGGACCUAAACCAAAUAUUUGAGUGUUUCCAGAAAGAAACCACUUUUUCCCAGAUAUUAGAAGAUAUUCCAAAAUCUCCAUUUAUUGCUUGCAUAGGUAACACGGUAGCGACUGCUGAGACUUUUUACGUCAUCGCUGAACGAGAAGUGGUGUGUUCCUGUAGAUCGUUUUUUGAAGCGGUAGCUCUUCAGUUUGAUUCGUUCUAUGUUUUCAACAUAGAAUAUCCAAAGAAGGUCUUGUUGACGUUUGAUUUUAUUCAUAGGUUCUUCGGUGACAUAAACCCCAGAGGCACUAAGUCGAAAAAAAGUAAAGGCAAAGACGUUCAUGCAAAAGCAAUCGGCCUUGCAAGAAGAGUGAAUCUAUCACAGGCGUUAUAUGUGCCGUUGUUAGAAAUUUAAGUAAACUUUGGUGGUGUUACUGCAGCUUACAUCACUUUUGACCAGGGGUGAAAACUCGAUCAAAUUUUCACAUGCCUUUGAUUGAGUUUCUUAAGUUCGAGUUCAUUACCCUGGUCAGGGGUUUGAGUUCAUGUAUUUGAUAGAGUUUUUCGAAGUUCGAGUUCGCAGCCCUGCUUUUGGCUGAUCGAUUAAUUUGAUAAAAAAUGAUUUAGCUGUGUGUUGGGUGUGAAGUCUGGAUAAUUUUAAACAAACUCUGCUCCGUGAUCUUCUUCAACCACAAAAUUUCUGGCUUCCACUCAUGACUAUCAACUCCCACAUUUGCAAAUAUAUGACUCCGUCUCCUGCUCAAGACUCUUUCAAAAUAUGAAUUAAAACUCUUGACUCCCUGAUCUUUUAAGAUUUGACUGCUGCUAUGCUAGCUGCUUUAGUGUAACUUUUUGUCCAGUUUUAUCAAUUUUAACAUUUUCGAAUUUGCAACUUCUGCAAACUCUGCUCCUAGCUCAUGAGCUUUAAAAAUGUCCAGUCAAACUCUAUUCAUAAGUGUGGAUAAACUCCGACUAUGAUUAACUCUAUAGACUCUGCAAGCUUCAAAAUUUAGAACUCCCACUCAUGCUCCUACCAAAAUCCUCAAACUCCCGCUCUUCGACUUCACGCCCCUUGAAAUCUUAUCUUGAAAAUUAAUAAAUUAUCUUGCAUAAUUAACUUUAGAAUUUGUCAUCUUUGAAACUCUUGCCAUAGCUACAAAAUAGGUUGCAUGAUAUUUCCCAAAAUUUUCAUUUUGAAACAUUAUAAUUAGAGUAAAGUGCAAAAAAUCGUGAAAUUCUUACAAUAGUCUCGUUAUUAUGUCACGUUUGCCAGCGUCUCAUAGCCUGGUAUCCAGAAAUUUGAUUUCAAAAUAAGUUUGUCAACUAAACAACCCAAUCCUAAAACGUUUUCUUGUUUGACUUUAUUUGGAUCUAUUGAGAUAAAUAAACAGACCUCGAUAUGUAUAGACCAGAUUUCUAACAAGUGCCGAUAGAAACUCAAUUUUGAUCCAUUACAUACAGAAUUCCUAUGUCCUACAAGAACUUGUGCCCUCAUUUUAUUGCAUGGAUAGCCUUCAACGUCUCCUAAUAAGUGUUUAAAUUUGACUGUAGUCCAUAUAUUUUCUGAAAUUUCUUUCGAAACUGUUUUACAAGCCUUAAAGGCAUUCAGUGUGUAUUUAUGGUUUUAUAAAAAUAUCAAUUGUAAUUAAAAUGAUUUUCGUUUCCAGAAUCUCGUUUUUUUUUGUUUUAACUGUAAUAUUCUGUGUGUUUACUGUUGUGUCGUGCCAGUAAAUAGCUUUGCUACUCUCGUAGUGGUUCGGUCAUCGCGAGUGAGAAAUUACCAUCAUGCUAGUAUUGUAUGGUACUACUGUCGGGUAAGGUAGCUGCCAUCGAGAUAGUAAUUUUAUUUACUAUUUUGAGGUAAAAAAUAUUACUACUGGUGGGUAGGUUUACUGCCGUCAAAAAAGUAGUAUUUUUUAAAGUUUUAUAGUAAUUUUUGCUACCAUCAAUCUCUGUAAAUUUACUGAAAAUACUGUUCAUAAUACUACUGAUAGGGCCUGUAAAUUUUUUUACAUGGGCCAGUACUUUUGCUGCCAUUUUUUUUCUUAGUAAAUUUGGAAAAAUUUUUUUAACAGUGUAGCAGUAGCUUUCCUUUUGAUAU